This is a messenger RNA of Eupeodes corollae, 1007 nucleotides long. Its product is annotated as mitochondrial amidoxime reducing component 2-like. The record is from RefSeq and is a predicted model, not a curated record. The coding region runs from base 1 to 957 and encodes 318 amino acids. Gene Ontology annotation, molecular function: molybdenum ion binding; catalytic activity; pyridoxal phosphate binding. The transcript is spliced from 3 exons. Lineage: Eukaryota; Metazoa; Arthropoda; Insecta; Diptera; Syrphidae.
AUGAAAGGUGUACAGUUAGUAUUAGUUCUUGGAGGAGCUACUUUUGUUGGGGGAUUUCUAUAUUUUUUCCACAAACGUCGUUCCCGUCGUCGUAGUCUUCGUGAGUUAAGCAAACCUCCAAAAGACAAUUGGCAAUAUGUUGGAACUUUAGAAGAAAUCAUAAUGUAUCCAAUUAAAUCAUGUGGUGGAAUUGAACUUCAAGAGGUUUUGUGUGAAAAAAGUGGAAUAAAAUUUGGACAUUUAAAAGAUAGACAAUUCAUUUUAGUCAAUGAAGAUGAUAAACCUAUGUUUGCUGGAGCUCAGCCAGAAAUGUUAAAAAUAAAGCCAAAAUUAAUCAAUGAUGAUGAAAUAGAAGUCACUGCACCUGGAAUGGAUCCUUUGAUCUUAAAUGUUCAUCAGCUCUCCGAAGGACGCAAGGAAGUUAUCAAAGCUUUUGGGAAGUCUUCUACACGAUUGGUUGAAUGUGAUUCGUAUUUUGGAAAUUGGUUUUCGAAGUUUCUGUUCAAAAAAGAAACUGCCGUAAAAUUGUUCAUGAUGUCCAAUAACUUGAAAAAUAUUCUAUUUCGAAAGAAUUGGAAACCAAAUCCAUACAUGGUCUUAGUCAAUGAAUCAAUCAUGGACUUAAAAGACCGUUUACCAAACACAAUCCAUCACUGGCAAUUUCGUGGUAACUUUGUGAUAAACAAUUCUCAACUUCCCGCAUUUUCCGAAGACAGCUGGAAAUGGAUGCGAAUUGGAAAUGAAGCUAUUUUUCAAUAUAAAGCCCCAUGUUACCGCUGUAUUCUUGUCAAUGUUGAUCCCUUCACAGCCGAACGUAGUCCAGAUUUUGAACCUCUGCGAACUCUUAAAAAAUAUCGAAUGAAACCAGGACAGAUUGAGCCAGAGAUGGGAAUCUAUUUUAAUCUUUAUAAAGAAGGUUCUGUGAAGUUGGGUGAUGAAGUAUUCGUUGUCAUUUGAAUACAAAGUAAAAUAAAUUAUACUUUUUAUCGAAUAAAUUUUGUUUAUUA